Messenger RNA from Neurospora tetraspora, 1209 nucleotides. RefSeq lists its product as uncharacterized. NCBI's taxonomy places the organism in Eukaryota, Fungi, Ascomycota, Sordariomycetes, Sordariales, Sordariaceae. The record is from RefSeq and is a predicted model, not a curated record. Bases 187 to 1209 code for a protein of 340 amino acids. The transcript is spliced from 3 exons.
CAUAGAGUCACCAGUCCUCAAUCCGCGUCAUUUGUCAACAUCCCAAUAGCACUGACACAGACAUAGAUACCUCCGCUACCCACGAAGUUAUAUCAUGCCAACCUCUCUUCCAUUUACUCCGGUAACCUACCUACUUGCUCCCUGGUGUUCAGCACGAACGGUAGGUAGCUAAAAGUGACCGUCAUCAUGGCCACCCCCAACUUGUACACACCCGAGCAAAUCUCCGCCCUCCGAUCCCUGCGCCACCGCCUCAGCUCCGCAAAAUACAACUGGGAAGUUCGGCAGCUGUUGAAGAAUACAGCUAGCGCCACAGGGCUUAAGCAAGUACAGCUGGUACAGUGGCAGGAUGGGGAUAACAAUAGAAAGAAUCUGCUGCAUUAUUUGGUGGAUGAGAGGAUUGAAAAAGUAGCAAUCCUCCUCAUCAAAGUCUUCUGGGACCGGAAGGAAGAAGACCAGCGGCAGCUCAUGCGCAUCAUCCGGUACCCAAAGUGCUACAUCGACAGUCCUCAAGGGGAAGGUAAUGGGGAAUAUACGGUUGAGCGUCUCGCGGAAGGAAGAAACUGUGAGCAAUUGGUGGAUAUGAUCACCCGGUUUCGCGAGCUGUAUCCCGCUCGAGGAGAUGUGGGAGAGGAAGAGGAAGAAGUCGAAGAAGAGGAGGAGAGAGCAAGGGAGACAGAACGUAUGGUUAAACACCAACGAAUAAGCACCCCUAUACCUAGAACUCCUUCUCCUUCUCCUUCGUCAACGUCAACUGGUUCUCAUCCAUUGGUAGCCGCUAACUUUUCUCCACUGCAUGUGGUCAAGAAGACUCCUCGUCUUGCUGCGCGGCAAGCUAGUACGCCUCCUACAUUACCUCUACCUGGUACUCCUUCUCUACCUAGUACUCCUCUACAGGUAUUCAGUAGCCCUCCUGUACAGAUACGAACUCUUCAACCUGGUACUCACGGGCAUCAACCUACACCAGGAGCACCCGCCACUCCACUUUGGUAUCCUCCCUCAGAUCCAGAGCCAGAGCCAGAGCCAGAGCCAGAGCCAGAGCUAGAUCUAGAGUGGGAAGAACAAAGAGCAAGGGAGGAUCAACUGCUUCCGGGUACUCCUGUGCCUGUACGGUCGUCACCACCUGAACCUGACACUCCAGUUCGUCUUCUAGUACCUACCUGCCUGCCAACUUCCUCCCGUCUCUCCUUUAUGGGAUCCAUUGGUUCAUGA